AUGUACCAGCUUCGGUCAAAGCUCAUCAAGAGGCUGGAUGGACAAGACCAGGAAGAGCUAGAGCAGCAGCAAUCACGACUCCUCCGCCGAGCUUCCAUCGCCCUGGCUGAAGACGGGCUCGAGCUCCCGGUCGUUCUCGACGCCGCAGCGGUCACAAUGCCCGACCCCGACAAGCCACGACCGACUCACAACAUCAAAUCGAGAGACGGCCGCCGAGGCCGAUUUGCGAAGCGGUAUAUCAACGCAGCGGAAUUCCUCGAACCUGACGAGAACGACGAGUUGGGGUUGUCGGACCGCCACAUCCCUCAGAUCGGCGCGCGACGGCGGGUCGGCAAGAAGCCCGCAAAAGUACCAUUCGGUAUCUGGAUGGCUUACAAGCAGCUGGAUGACUUUGUGUAUCGGCACUCGCUGUCGGUGGAAGAAGUUGCCGCUCUUCCCACCGAUGACGAGGCGUUUGAUUUUCAGGGUGGCGGUGCUGUCGGCCUCCUGGCGCCCCUCGGAAUUGCCUGGCCCCUGUCAUUUAAUGGCAUUAUCAAGAAACGCGCGGCAGACUUCACGCCCCUGCGCUUCGCCAGUGAUGGGACCUUUCAGAUUUCUGUCUUCAACGACCUUCACUAUGGCGAGGGGCAAGGCACGGUCUCCGGCUGGUGGCAGGAUUUCCUCUCCGAUACGGUUAUGAAUCUGGUCUUUUUCUACGAGGACCCACAGCUGGUUGUGCUGAAUGGCGAUCUUCUGACGGGCGAGAAUGCCGAGUCCGUCGAGACCGCGACCGACAAAUUCGAACAGAUCGCGGGCCGCGUUCAGGCCGCCAACCUACCCUGGGCAAGCACAUACGGCAACCAUGAUUCGGACUAUUAUUUGAGCCGAGAUAACUUGUUUGCGAAGGAGAAGACUUAUUCAAACAGUCUGACCCAGAACAUGCUGGCGGACUCGGCUGCGACUGCUGAUGUUGGAGUGACAAACUACUACCUGGAGGUGUUCGGCAGUGACGAGAGUGACAAGACGCCAAAGUUGAUCCUCUGGUUCUUCGAUAGUCGUGGGGGAAACUACUUUCAGCAGCAAGACUCAAAUGGUCUACCUGUAGGGCAACCCAACUGGGUCGAUCCCGCAGUUGCAUCGUGGCUCACCACGACUGCCGCCAACAUCACGAGCACCUACGGUGUCACGAUCCCCUCCCUUGCCUUCGUACACAUUCCUGUCCAGGCUUUCCUCAAGUUCCAAAGUGCUGGCGUCGACGCAAAUCAAGAACCGGGCAUCAACGACGACAACCCGUUGAGCCCGCAGGGUGUCGCAUCCGGCCAAGGCGGCACCAAGACCGUGUACACCUACUCCAACCAGGACGUGGCGUUCAUGCAGGCCCUCCUCGAGCUCGAAGGACUGCAAACGGUGUUCAGCGGUCACGAUCAUGGCAAUGACUGGUGCUUCAAGUGGGAUCCUCAGCUCUCGGGAAUGACGCUGGCGGGCAACGGUCUCAACCUCUGCUUCGGGCGCAAGAGCGGUCACGGCGGGUAUGGCGGUUGGACUCCCGGUGCGCGGCAGGUCAAGGUCGGCCUCGGUAGCGACGGGGCCAUCCAGCCGGUUGAAACUUGGAUGCGCCAGGAGGGCAGCACGGUCAGCGGUAGGGUGACGUUGAACUCGACGUUCGGGACGGACAGCUAUCCAACGGUUGCCAAUACGGACUCGUGGGUAAGGUAA
Messenger RNA from Diaporthe citri, 1695 nucleotides. RefSeq lists its product as uncharacterized. The transcript is spliced from 5 exons. Bases 1 to 1695 code for a protein of 564 amino acids. Gene Ontology annotation, molecular function: hydrolase activity, acting on ester bonds. Gene Ontology annotation, cellular component: cytoplasm. NCBI's taxonomy places the organism in Eukaryota, Fungi, Ascomycota, Sordariomycetes, Diaporthales, Diaporthaceae. The record is from RefSeq and is a predicted model, not a curated record.